Molecule: messenger RNA, 1258 nt
Organism: Budorcas taxicolor (takin)
Lineage: Eukaryota; Metazoa; Chordata; Mammalia; Artiodactyla; Bovidae
Gene: FAM89B
Product: family with sequence similarity 89 member B
Exons: 2
Coding region: 144-722 (192 amino acids)
Biological process (GO): negative regulation of transforming growth factor beta receptor signaling pathway; negative regulation of SMAD protein signal transduction; establishment of cell polarity
Cellular component (GO): cytoplasm; lamellipodium
Molecular function (GO): transcription corepressor binding
Source: RefSeq, a predicted model, not a curated record
AGUCCGGGUGGGAACAAAGCGCGGCCUGCGGGCGGCGGCUGGGCUCUGGUGGCGGGGCCGCGGGGUGCGGGGCCUGCGGGCGGUGGCCCGGGCGGAGCGUUGGCGAAAAAGAGGCGGCAUCAUCCUCUGGUGCCCGCCCGGCCAUGAAUGGGCUGCCUUCUGCCGAGGCGCCGAGCGGCGCGGGCUGCGCCCUGGCUGGUCUCCCGCCGUUACCGCGCGGCCUCAGCGGUCUUCUCAACGCGAGCGGGGGCUCGUGGAGAGAGCUAGAGCGCGUCUACAGUCAGCGCAGCCGCAUCCACGAUGAGCUGAGCCGAGCCGCCCGCGUCCCGGACGGGCCCCGCCGAGCCACCGGCGCCGCCAACGCGGGAACUGCCGCGGGUACUCCUGGCUCGCGUCGCCCUGUCAACCUCGACUCGGCGCUAGCGGCGCUGCGCAAGGAAAUGGUGGGCCUGCGGCAGCUGGACAUGUCCCUGCUGUGCCAGCUGUGGGGCCUGUAUGAGUCGAUCCAGGACUAUAAGCACCUGUGCCAAGACUUGAGCCUGUGCCAGGACCUGUCGUCCUCCCUGCACUCAGACAGCUCCUACCCACCUGACGCUGGCCUGUCUGAUGAUGAGGAGCCUCCAGAUGCUAGCCUGCCCCCAGACCCGCCACCCCUCACUGUGCCCCAGACACACAAUGUCCGGGACCAGUGGCUGCAGGAUGCCUUCCAUAUCAGCCUCUGAGAGCUGGGAGGGUGGGGGCAUGCACCCACGACAAAGGCUCAGAAACUCACCCCUCAGCAAGUACUCGGACUGUGGUGCCUGCUUUCCCCCAUACCACCUCACCUCACAGGAGGGCAGGGUCUGGGCCCCACGGAGGCAAAGCUGCCCACCCUCUCAUGUCUUGGAUUAGCUGGCACUGGGGCGCGUACCUGGGCUAUAGCCUCUGCCCAUGGCACUGGUCCUCCACUUGUCCCACCUGUGGGACCUCCAGCGUGGCCGACCUUCAGUCCGGCAGUGGGGUCCAAAGCCCUUCCCUUGGCAUCUCUGGGACUGGGAUUGAGUGGCCUGGCUCCUGUCUCUUCACCUUCGCUGCUGUUGGCAGCUCCUGGCUCAGGGGCAUCCCACCUCUGGCCCCUGGGUUCCACUGCCCUAGACAGGGGCUCUCCAGGACCCAUUCCUGCACCAUCCAAGGUCAGGAGGGCCAAGGCUUCGUGCUGGAUAUUUAAGUUUAGGGGUCAGCCUCUUUGGCUCAUAGAUAAAUAAACACUGUCUCAGCA